Messenger RNA from Mya arenaria, 5900 nucleotides. Its product is annotated as neurogenic locus notch homolog protein 3-like. NCBI's taxonomy places the organism in Eukaryota, Metazoa, Mollusca, Bivalvia, Myida, Myidae. The transcript is spliced from 25 exons. Gene Ontology annotation, molecular function: calcium ion binding. Bases 2493 to 5003 code for a protein of 836 amino acids. The record is from RefSeq and is a predicted model, not a curated record.
CGGGAAAGAGGAAGUAUGUUUCGGCCACAAGAAACUGUUUAAUAGCAAAUAUGUGGAUUGUUUUUAUUACUAUUUGUCUGUUUCGGAGCACGGCACAACAGGAAUGUCUGUCCUGUGAUAAAGCAAUCUCGGCAAUCAGUCGAGAAACAAGAGGGACAAGCGACAAUUUAGGCGAUAUGUGCAUGGACCCAGGAACACCAGGAGACGCCAAUCAAAUCGCAUCAAGUUAUGAAAUAGGUGCAACACUAAGCUAUGCAUGCACAAGAACAGGAAACUAGAUCACUUUGAACAAAAAAUGGCGGAGAGUGGUCCAACAUGUGUGGUGAAACUCCAUUUUGUUAAAAAUGACAAACGACCAUUUGCAGUAUAUUUGUUUUGAAUGAAUUCAGAAAUAAUUCUUCGUUAAAGCCAUGAUGUUUUGUGCUUGUUUUUGAAGGCGAUAUGUGCAUGGACCCAGGAACACCAGGAGACGCCAAUCAAAUCGCAUCAAGUUAUGAAAUAGGUGCAACACUAAGCUAUGCAUGCACAAGAACAGGAUUUAAACCAACAGGGCCAGAAAACUACACCUGUGAAUAUAAAGGUGGUGCCGCAAUAUGGUCAGACAAUCUGGACACGGUUCUUCCUACGUGUAUAGACAUCCAAAAACCGAUUUACGAUGCAUGCCAGACAGAACGACAGACUGCGUUUUAAAUGCAAUCCGCAGAUUUUAUUGUUCCGACAUUUAGUGACAACUUUGCAAUUAAAAGUGUUUCUAAAACAGGCUUUGCUCGCCCUGGGGAUGUUUUGACAUCGAAUGAAGAAGUAACGUACACGGCGAAUGAUUUUAAUGGAAAUUCAGCGACUUGCUCUAUUUACAUUGUAGUUUCAGAGCGCGCGAACCCAUGGCUGAUUGCCCGUCUAAGAAAAUCAUCAAUGUCGUUGAUAGGACUGAAACUGUGUACCAUGUGAGCGACUGGAAAACACAGUUUUACCAGGAGGUGGACGCUCACACAACAGAGCUUUUAUCUAUCGUGCCAGAAUCUGUGACCUCAUACAUAAGCAAAAUAGGGGCUUCGGAAGAAAUCGUGGUAACUGUAGGGUUUACAUACGGGGCUAAUGUAGGCGAAGAGGCACAAUGUAAAUUCAGAGUCUUCUAUGAAGCUGGUGCUUGUUUCGAAGAAAACUUAUUUAGUGACAGUUUUGCAACCACGGACUGUACUGAUACUGGAGAGGGAGGGUUAGAGUGCACUCGAACAUGCAGUAACGGAUAUGUGUUUGGAAAUGGAGGAACAUCAAGUACAUUCAUCUGCAGUUACCCUAAUACUUGGAACUUUGACCAAGCGGAUCCAACAGAUCGUUAUUGUCUCCCAAUACAAAACUCAGACGAUACCAUCGACGUUUAUGUUAUCUAUUAUUACGGCUAUUUGAGCCAAAAUUGCUAUGAGAGUAUUUUAAAUAAAGUGGAAGGUGAGCUCAGUACCUUUGAAAACAACAUUCAGUCAUCUUGCAAUCUAAACUGGGAUGCACAAGUCCUUACAAUAGGAUUGAUUCCAACAGCCAAGUUUUCAGCGACGUUGAAAUUGACUCGGCUAUCGUCGGCAACAACCAUUGAGAAAAAGAAAUGUUUUGACAUUAUACGAAAUAAUACAGCAUUGUUUAAUUUCGGGAUCAAUUCCUUGAAAUGCGGUGCAAUUAAUGCGAGAAUAGAUGUUGUUUCGGCUUAUACCGGGGAUGUAGAGGUUACCUGCCAAGAGAGCUAUCACUUUAAAUUGACAAGUGCCGACCUAGCUGUCGAAAUUUGCGGCGAUAUGUGCAUGGACCCAGGAACACCAGGAGACGCCAAUCAAAUCGCAUCAAGUUAUGAAAUAGGUGCAACACUAAGCUAUGCAUGCACAAGAACAGGAAACUAGAUCACUUUGAACAAAAAAUGGCGGAGAGUGGUCCAACAUGUGUGGUGAAACUCCAUUUUGUUAAAAAUGACAAACGACCAUUUGCAGUAUAUUUGUUUUGAAUGAAUUCAGAAAUAAUUCUUCGUUAAAGCCAUGAUGUUUUGUGCUUGUUUUUGAAGGCGAUAUGUGCAUGGACCCAGGAACACCAGGAGACGCCAAUCAAAUCGCAUCAAGUUAUGAAAUAGGUGCAACACUAAGCUAUGCAUGCACAAGAACAGGAUUUAAACCAACAGGGCCAGAAAACUACACCUGUGAAUAUAAAGGUGGUGCCGCAAUAUGGUCAGACAAUCUGGACACGGUUCUUCCUACGUGUAUAGACAUCCAAAAACCGAUUUACGAUGCAUGCCAGACAGAACGACAGACUGCGUUUUAAAUGCAAUCCGCAGAUUUUAUUGUUCCGACAUUUAGUGACAACUUUGCAAUUAAAAGUGUUUCUAAAACAGGCUUUGCUCGCCCUGGGGAUGUUUUGACAUCGAAUGAAGAAGUAACGUACACGGCGAAUGAUUUUAAUGGAAAUUCAGCGACUUGCUCUAUUUACAUUGUAGUUUCAGAGCGCGCGAACCCAUGGCUGAUUGCCCGUCUAAGAAAAUCAUCAAUGUCGUUGAUAGGACUGAAACUGUGUACCAUGUGAGCGACUGGAAAACACAGUUUUACCAGGAGGUGGACGCUCACACAACAGAGCUUUUAUCUAUCGUGCCAGAAUCUGUGACCUCAUACAUAAGCAAAAUAGGGGCUUCGGAAGAAAUCGUGGUAACUGUAGGGUUUACAUACGGGGCUAAUGUAGGCGAAGAGGCACAAUGUAAAUUCAGAGUCUUCUAUGAAGCUGGUGCUUGUUUCGAAGAAAACUUAUUUAGUGACAGUUUUGCAACCACGGACUGUACUGAUACUGGAGAGGGAGGGUUAGAGUGCACUCGAACAUGCAGUAACGGAUAUGUGUUUGGAAAUGGAGGAACAUCAAGUACAUUCAUCUGCAGUUACCCUAAUACUUGGAACUUUGACCAAGCGGAUCCAACAGAUCGUUAUUGUCUCCCAAUACAAAACUCAGACGAUACCAUCGACGUUUAUGUUAUCUAUUAUUACGGCUAUUUGAGCCAAAAUUGCUAUGAGAGUAUUUUAAAUAAAGUGGAAGGUGAGCUCAGUACCUUUGAAAACAACAUUCAGUCAUCUUGCAAUCUAAACUGGGAUGCACAAGUCCUUACAAUAGGAUUGAUUCCAACAGCCAAGUUUUCAGCGACGUUGAAAUUGACUCGGCUAUCGUCGGCAACAACCAUUGAGAAAAAGAAAUGUUUUGACAUUAUACGAAAUAAUACAGCAUUGUUUAAUUUCGGGAUCAAUUCCUUGAAAUGCGGUGCAAUUAAUGCGAGAAUAGAUGUUGUUUCGGCUUAUACCGGGGAUGUAGAGGUUACCUGCCAAGAGAGCUAUCACUUUAAAUUGACAAGUGCCGACCUAGCUGUCGAAAUUUGCGUUCCAUGCGGACCAGGUCUGUUCUACAGUUCUACGUUACAAUCUUGUGAAGCCUGCCCUGAUGGCCAGUACAACGAAAACAUCAUGCAGACAACAUGUCUAUCAUGCAACAGUGGUUCAUAUCCGAACGCAGCUAGAACCAAUUGCCAAGUUAACUGCCCGGCUGGAUAUAUAUCAACCGAUGGAUUUUAUCCCUGUACACCAUGCCCGGCUGACUCUUAUUCAUUGAAUACAACAACAUGCACAACAUGUCCGUGGGUAGGGUCGACAGUCGGAGUGUCAGCUGCCUCGUCUGUGGCGCAGUGCUACAACCCUUGCCCGGGAGGAGAGUAUUCUUUAUCUGGCUUCAGGAACACACAAUGCAACCCAUGUCCCCUACACCAUUUCCAACCUUUCUUUGGGAGGACGUUUUUUGAACCAUGUGAUUUCUCUAAAAUGACAUUACAAACGGGAGGCGAACGAUAUUGGGAGUGUGUACUUAUAGAAGAUUGUGAUAGUACUUACUGUAACGCCAGAGGGACAUGUGAAACAGCUUUUGGGCGGAAAAACUGUCAGUGCGAUGUAGGAUAUUACGGCGAUCAAUGUGAAAAGAUAAAUCAUAUCUGCAACGGAAAUCCUUGCGCAAAUGGCGAUACUUGUGUCCAUGGAGACGGGCAACUGGACUAUACGUGCAAUUGUGUGUCAGAUUAUGAUAGAUGUGUAAUGGAAACAAAAGCUGAACGGAUGGGUGGCAAUACAACUGGUGAAAUAGAUUACCAACAAGUUCAAGACAAGGCCGCUUGCGAACUUCUUUGCCUAAAUAACGAUGAUUGCAUAGAGGCGACGUUUUUCACAUCAAUUUCCGGUAGUUCUAUAUGUAGACUUUUCAACACAGAAGCCUAUUUACAGUCCGCAUUCGUUGCAGGAUCAGUUCACAUGGCAAAACGCUGCACAAAUGGAUUCACGGGCAAAAACUGUGAGGUUGACAACGUGGACAACUGCAUCGACUCUAAGUGUCACGAAACCUCGCGAUGUGUUGACAAAAUCAACGAUUAUGAGUGCAUUUGCUCCACAUCUAAAGGGUUCGAUGGCAAAUACUGUGCAACUCCGAAAAUUCCGUGUGAUGCAUCGCCAUGCCAACAUGGAUCAUGCAUAAACGUCGACAAUGUUCGAUAUGAAUGCACUUGCCAGGACGGGUAUGAUGGAAUCAACUGUGACAAUACUAUUAUUUCAGAUGAAGCGAAAAGCAGCUCUGCUAUUAUCAUAGGUGUCUCUGUCGCUGGUGGAAUAGCAUUGCUUACUGUCGUAGCCUUCUUUAUUUAUCGACACAGAAAAAGAUGCAGCAGGUUACAUCAAGAAGAACGUUCUGGCGAAAAUGAUAUUGCUCAUCCAAGAAACGUAUUUGAUAUAACGCUUGACAAUGAAACAGACGUACCGAAUACUGAAGACGGAUAUGAAGCGGUUGAUGUUGAUUCUGUGUCUUCAGAAAGAAAUGUUUUCACACAACUUGACGUGGAUCGUUUGAAUGACAGGGCAAAAGAGUAUCAGCAGCUCACCUUGAAAGAUCACGAUGACUAUCUUGUUCCUAUGCGAACGGAGAAAAUUAGCAACAUAAACAUAUCAAAUUUGUAAAUUGUCGAAAAUUCAUCAACUGUUUACUUGAUAAAGUUUGUAUUAUCGUUUUUCAAUGUAUUCUUUCGUGUUUGCGAUGCAUACUAUUAAAUGCAUCGGUAUUAUAUUGUGUCACUAUCAGAUUAUUUUUCAGUUACGUUUUAUUCAACUAAUUAACUAAAUCUGUAAAUCUGUAACAAUAUAAUUACAUAUUAAUAUGUAAUUAUAUUGGGUAUAAGCGGUUGUUAAAACAUUCACAAACACGUCAUUUAAACUGGUGUUUACGUAAAAGCAGUACUAUGUAUUUAACCUUGUCAAGUUGUGGUUUCGAGGACAUAAAUGGAAUAUCACAUGAAUAACACAAUCGAAUCAGCUCGGCAAACUUGGAAGAUUAAGUUGUAGAUGUGAUCUAUCCCCAGAUUAACCCACUCAGAGAGGUACUGUGGGCUCAGAAUAUUACUGACCAUCAUCUAGAUCUCUGAAAAUUCAAUUCAAAACUUACUAGGCAUAACUAUGGCUACUAACGACAGCCAUCAAACGAAUAACAUGUGCAAGGGCAUGCUCCGACAGUAACAUUGUAUAAUUGUCGAAUGCCUUUCGCUAAGAAUUCAUAAAUUUUUGAAACAAUAUAAAGCACGCAUUGUUAAUUUGGGACUUCACUUUUGAGCUGGAUUAAUUUCACGAAGUGUGUUGACAUAUAUUUCUAUGGAUAAAAAAUAUGUACCUUUUGUAUACGUGUUUAGUUAUAUGAACGAUGUAUAACCAUUGUAUACAUUAAUAUUCUAAAACGUUUUAACUGUAUCUGAUAUGUACUGUUAAUAAGCCUUGUAUAUAUGUAAUUUAUGUUUAAAAUAGUUAUAUCUUUAAGCAUGAAACUUAUAUAUCCUUCUUUGUAAAUAUAAUUAUGUAAAACUCUUA